CUCCCCAACACCGUAUUCCCUAUCCCCAAACCAAACACAACAGCCAUGUCUCCCUCACACAGUCGCAGUCGCCACUCCAGAAGAGACCACCACCAUCAACAUCAAGACAGAAAUCUAGACGAUCUCAUCCGCAGAUACACCCAAACCACCCAGCCAUCACCCGUCCUCGCCGACAUCCUCAGAAGCUCCCGAGAAUCAUCGCUCCUCGUCAGCGCCCUCCGCCGCCAGGUCUCGCUCAUCAAAUGCCGCUCCCCAGACCCCAGAGAUAACCAGGUCACUGUCUACGACAGAGCGCUGAUGGAGCUGUCCCGCUCUGGCGACGAUCCGAGACACCUUGGUGCUUUGGAGCUCUAUUUGACAGAGUAUUUGGGGAUUGUUCCGAUUGCGCCGUUCCAGCAGGGGAGGGAUGUGGCGAGGGAGUGUGUUGACGUGGAGAUGACUUUUGGUAGAGCCCGCGAGACUGAGACAGACAAAACCGACAACAAGAAGAAGAAAAAGAGAACUAGAACUCACACCAGACACUCAGUCUCACCAGCCGAAAGAAGAACAGCCAGUCCUACCAGAACACUAGCCUCCCACCACCACUCCACCAACAAAACUAUCCAUAGUAACCCCCCACCCCCCAACGACGAAGUCCAAACCCGCAUCACCCGCCUCCUCUCAACCUACCAAGCCGCCAAAGACGACUACUUCGGAUCCCUCCAGAAAAACGGCAUGGUAAGCAUGGACGCGGCGCGCUUCCUGCGCGACACGGCGGAGAACACCCUGCGGUAUCUGCGGAGCAAUGGGCUUGCGGAAGAGAAGGGGGGAUUGGUGACGGAGCUGGAGUAUACGUUUGCGGCUGCGAGGGAUAAGGCUACCGCGCUGUCUGGGGGCAGAAAGAGGCAUUUUGAUGAGGGGGAUGGUGGUGGUGGUGGUGGGCACGAGAGUAGGAGGCGGGGUGGGAAGAGGAGUCGGAGGGUUAUGAUGGAUUCUUAUCGGCCUGAGGGUUGAUGGGGUCGACUUAAGAGUGGCAUUUAGUGUAGGCUCCUAAGGUAGGGUGGUAGUCGUGGUAGGGAUGUGAAUCUGUUCUGGCGGCGUUCAAGGUGAUGAGAAGUGAUUCUUUAUUGGUAGUUCGGUUGAGUUGAGGCGAAGAUAAUGAGGGGAGGAAGAGGAUAUGGCUUUCAGGUACUAGGUACACUAUCCGCGAAGUUGAUGAACAUGAGCCUGUUGUAAG
Molecule: messenger RNA, 1216 nt
Organism: Aspergillus campestris IBT 28561
Lineage: Eukaryota; Fungi; Ascomycota; Eurotiomycetes; Eurotiales; Aspergillaceae
Exons: 2
Coding region: 46-993 (315 amino acids)
Source: RefSeq, a predicted model, not a curated record